UUUUAAUUGGAUUUUUUUUUUCAAGAACACCUUUUUUUUUACUACAAAAAUGGCAAAUUCGACGGGUAAAAACCACGCAGACCAGCGGAGAAAGGGACUCGCUUUCCUGGACGAGCUGCGGCAGUUUCACCACAGCAGAGGGUCUCCUUUUAAGAAGAUCCCUGUGGUGGGUGGGAAGGAGCUGGAUCUUCACGCUCUCUACACCAGAGUCACCACUUUAGGCGGAUUUGGGAAGGUAUCUGAGAAGAAUCAGUGGGGAGAAAUUGUAGACGAGUUUAACUUUCCCAGAAGUUGUUCUAACGCUGCCUUCGCUUUAAAACAGUAUUACUUGCGCUAUCUAGAAAAGUAUGAGAAAGUCCAUCAUUUUGGGGAAGAGGAUGAUGAGGUACAACCAGGCAAUCCAAAGCCACAACUUCCCAUUGGUGCAAUUCCAACAUCCUAUAACUACCAGCAACACAGUGUGUCAGAUUUCCUUCGACAAAGUUAUGGGCUGUCUAUGGACUUUAACUCACCAAAUGACUAUAAUAAAUUGGUGCUUUCACUGUUAUCUGGACUCCCAAAUGAAGUGGACUUUGCAAUUAAUGUAUGUACUCUUCUUUCAAAUGAAAGCAAGCAUGUCAUGCAGCUUGAAAAGGACCCUAAAAUCAUCACUUUAUUGCUCGCUAACGCCGGGGUGUUUGAUGACACUUUAGGAUCAUUUUCUGCUGUAUUUGGAGACGAAUGGAAGGAGAAAACGGAUAGAGAUUUUGUUAAGUUUUGGAGGGAUAUUGUUGAGGAUACUGAAGUACGCGACCUCAUUUCUGAUAGAAGCAAAUCUCAAGAAACUCCAUCAGAAGAAUGGAUAUGGGAAUCCUUAUUUCAUCCACCUCGCAAGUUGGGCAUUAAUGAUAUUGAAGGACAGCGGGUGCUUCAGAUCGCAGUGAUUUUACGUAAUCUUUCUUUUGAAGAGGGAAAUGUUAAACUUUUGGCAGCUAAUCGUACCUGUCUUCGGUUCCUGCUACUCUCUGCUCAUAGUCAUUUUAUUUCUCUACGGCAAUUGGGGCUUGACACACUAGGAAAUAUUGCAGCAGAGCUUCUUCUGGAUCCUGUUGAUUUCAAAACAACCCAUCUAAUGUUUCACACUGUUACGAAAUGCCUAAUGUCAAGGGAUAGAUUUUUAAAAAUGAGAGGCAUGGAAAUCUUGGCAAAUCUUUGUAAGGCUGAAGAUAAUGGUGUCUUAAUUUGUGAAUAUGUGGAUCAGGAAUCUUACAAAGAAAUCAUAUGUCAUCUCACGCUACCAGAUGUGCUGCUUGUAAUCUCAGCGCUGGAGGUGCUCUACAUGCUCACAGAGAUGGGAGAAGUGGCCUGCACAAAGAUUGCUAAAGUAGAAAAGAGCAUAGAUACAUUAGUAUGUCUGGUUUCUAUGGACAUCCAGAUGUUCGGAGCUGAUGCACUUACUGCUGUAAAACUCAUUGAACAUCAGUGUGUUAACCAGCAAGGAGUACCUGAUGUCAGACCGCCAGUACUGGAGCAUGGUUCCUCACAGGGCCAUGCAGCAGCUCUCCCAGCCUCUAGGGCAGCGCCGCAUGUUGCUCCACCACCAGGAAUAGUAGAAAUAGACAGCGAGAAAUUUGCAUGUCAGUGGUUGAAUGCACAUUUUGAAGUGAGUCUUGAUUGCUCAGUCUCUCGAGCCGAAAUGUACUCUGAAUACCUCUCUACCUGUAGUAAAUUAGCUCGAGGGGGAAUCCUGACGUCAACUGGAUUUUAUAAAUGUCUGCGAACUGUCUUUCCAAAUCAUACAGUGAAGAGAGUGGAAGAUGGGAGUAACAGCGGGCAAGCCCAUAUCCACGUGGUCGGAGUGAAGAGGAGGGCUAUCCCCCUGCCCAUUCAGAUGUACUAUCAGCAGCAGCCAGCCUCGUCUGCCCCUGUCGUCCGGGUUGAUUCAAUUCCUGAUGUAGCCUCAUCUCCUUUGCCAGCAGGACUCGCACAUGGGCCACCAAAUCAUUAUCAGAGGACCCCUAUUAACCAGUCUUCAACUUUGGCAGCAACGCAGAUGUCUUUUCCGAUUCAAGGUGUUCAUACAGUGGCACAGACUGUUUCCAGAAUUCCGCAGAAUCCUUCGAUUCAUCCACAGCAGCAGCAGGGCGCUCCGGUGACUGUUAUACAGAGCAAAGGCCCCGUGCCCUGCGAGAUGAUGCAGGCCACAGUAAUACAGGGCUCUGUACCCCAGCCUGGGGUUCCUGUUACCAUUGCUGUCGGGGGAGCACCGGUCUCUAAUCAGAGCCUCAGCAGCACAGGCCCGCCGCCCUCGGUCACCGUUGUUGGUUCUCAGACGUUGCUUCACCACCAGCCCGUGAUUCAGCAGCAGUCCCCCCUGCACGCGGUGGUGCCCGGACAGCUUCCUUCAGGCACUCCCGUUACGGUGAUUCAACAAGCUGUACCUCAGGGUCAUAUAUUUGGCAGAGUACAAAACCUCCCGGCGUGCAGUUCCGCAGUUUCCCAGGGUCAGCAGCUGAUCACCACGUCGCAGCCCUCAGCCCAGCCAGGCUCCGCCGGGAGCCAGCAGCAAGACACGGUCAUCAUAGCGCCGCCGCAGUACGUCACCACCUCGGCCUCCAACAUGGUCUCCGCCACCAGCGUCCAGAACUUCCAGGUGGCGGCGGGGCAGGUGGUGACCAUCGCGGGUGUGCAGAGCCCGCAGACCUCUCGCGUUGGGUUCCAGAACAUCGCGCCGAAGCCGCUGCCCGCUCAGCCAGGGCCGCCCAGCGUGGUCCAGCAGCCGCAGGCGCCGCCGCCGUCGCAGCAGAGCGUGGUGAUCGUGAGCCAGCCGGCGCAGCAGGGCCCGGCCUACGCGCCCGCCAUCCACCAGAUCGUGCUCGCCAACCCGGCCUCCAUCCCGCCGGGACAGGCCGUGCAGCUGGCUGGGCAGCCGAGCAUCACUCCGGCCUCUUCCCCGUCCCCGGGGCCGGUGACAAACAAUCAAGUUCCUACGGUCAUGUCGCCUUCACCGACCGCUCCUCCGCCGCAAGGCCCCCCUCCUACUGUCAGCCAGAUGCUUUCUGUAAAGAGGCAGCAGCAGCAGCAGCAUUCACCAGCAUCCUCGCAGCAACAGGUACCGCCGCAGCAACCGCUACAAAUGCAAGUUCAGUCGCAACAAGCUAACACGGGGGUUGGCCAGCCCAACUCUGGGGAGUCCAGCCUGAUAAAACAACUGCUGCUUCCCAAACGGGGCCCCUCGACGCCGGGGGGUAAGCUUAUCCUCCCCGCUCCGCAGAUCCCACCACCCAACAACGCGAGAGCGCCCAGCCCUCAGGUGGUUUAUCAGAUGGCCAAUAACCAGGCACAAGGCUUUGGAGUUCAAGGACAGUCUCCAGCUCAGCAGCUGCUAGUUGGACAGCAAAACGUUCAGCUGGUCCCGAGUGCAAUCCAGCCCCAAGGGGCAGUACAGACAGUACCCAUUUCUAACUUGCAGAUAUUGCCAGGCCAGUUGAUCUCAAACAGCCCAGCAACUAUUUUCCAGGGGACUUCUGGCAACCAGGUUACGAUAACAGUUGUGCCAAAUACGAGUUUUGCUACUGCAACUGUGAGUCAGGGAAGUGCAACUCAGCUCAUUGCUCCAGCGGGAAUUGCAGUGAGUGGAGCACAGACAGGAGUUGGGCUACAAGUGCAAACGCUUCCAGCUACACAAGCACCUUCAGCUGGACAAUCACCGUGUACUGCUGCUCCCCCGUUCAAAGGCGAUAAGAUAAUUUGCCAAAAGGAGGAAGAGGCAAAGGAAGCAACAGGUUUACACAUUCACGAGCGUAAAAUUGAAGUUAUGGAGAAUCCUUCCUGUCGAAGAGGAGCUGCAAACACCAGCAAUGGGGAUGCAAAAGAAAGUGAAAUGCAGGUGGGAAGUCUUUUAAACGGGAGAAAGUACAGUGACUCCAGUCUACCUCCUUCUAACUCAGGGAAAACUCAGAAUGAGGCCAAUCAGUGCUCCCAAGUCAGUAACGGGCCGUCGUUAGACAUGGGUGAGAACGGAGCUCCUGGAAAACAGAACUUUGAACAAAUGGACACACAGGAAAUUAAAAGCGAUCUGAGGAAGCCCCUCGUUAAUGGCAUCUGUGAUUUUGAUAAAGGAGAUGGCUCUCUCUUGAGCAAAAACAUUCCAAAUCAUAAAACUUCCAACCACGUAGGAAAUGGUGAUAUAUCUUCAGUGGAACAGCAAGGGAAUUUGGAUGCCACGCAGCAAGAUACUGCCAAAGGUGAUCAAGGGGAAAGGAUUUCUAAUGGGCCUGUAUUAACUUUGAGUAGUUCGCCUGUUGUAAGCGGUACACAGGAGGCUGCAAAACUGUUAACCCAGCAACUUAGUGGUACCAACACUGAUUUACCUAAUGGACCUCUAGCCUCGAGUUUGAAUUCAGACGUGCCUCAGCAACGCCCAAGUGUAGUUGUCUCGCCACAAUCCACAGCCUCUGUUAUACAGGGGCACCAAAUCCUCGCAGUCCCACACUCAGGACCUCGAGUGUCCCCGUCUACCCUGUCAUCCGACGUUCGGUCUACCAAUGGCACAGCAGACUGCAAGACUGUAAAGAGGCCGGCGGAGGAUAGCGACAGGGAAACCGUUCCCGGAAUUCCAAAUAAAGUAGGAGUUAGAAUUGUUACAAUCAGCGACCCCAACAAUGCCGGGUGCAGCGCAACCAUGGUUGCCGUGCCGGCCGGAGCGGAUCCGAGCACUGUAGCCAAAGUAGCAAUAGAAAGUGCUGCUCAGCAGAAGCAGCAGCAGCAGCAGCAGCCACCAACCACGUUCAUCCAGAGCAUGGUCACACAGAGCACCCCUGCAACGUCGACCCCGGCCGCGCAGGGCCCGGGCCAGCAGCUGGGCCUGCAGCCGCCCUCCUACCCCGCAGCAAGUCAGCACGCGGAGCAGCCGAAGAAGCCUGGGCAGAACUUCAUGUGUCUCUGGCAGUCUUGUAAAAAGUGGUUUCAGACACCGUCACAAGUUUUCUACCAUGCAGCAACCGAACAUGGAGGAAAAGAUGUCUACCCAGGACAGUGCCUAUGGGAGGGAUGUGAACCUUUCCAGCGGCAGAGGUUUUCCUUCAUCACCCACCUACAGGAUAAGCACUGUUCCAGAGAUGCUUUGCUUGCAGGCUUAAAGCAAGAUGAACUUGGGCCAGCAGGAAACCAGAAACCUCCCAAUAAGCCGCCGCCGGCGGGCCCCGCGGCGCCCGCGGCCAGGGCGCAGAAGGCCAUCGUGAACCACCCGAGCGCGGCGCUCAUGGCCCUGCGCAGGGGCUCCCGCAACCUCGUCUUCAGAGACUUCACAGAUGAAAAAGAGGGACCAAUAACUAAACACAUCCGAUUAACAGCUGCCUUAAUAUUGAAAAACAUCGGUAAAUACUCGGAGUGUGGGCGCAGAUUGCUAAAGAGACAUGAAAACCAUCUCUCCGUGCUCGCCAUUAGCAACAUGGAAGCUUCCUCCACCCUUGCCAAAUGCCUUUAUGAACUGAAUUUUACUGUCCAGAGUAAAGACCACGAAAAAGACUCGGAAAUGCUGCAGUGAGACAAGUCCCAGUUGUCCAUCGGGACAGAGGUAGUCACAUACAUUUCAAAUACUGUUACUGAAGAAAGCACCAAGUCUUAAUGGAGCAGAGACCAUAGAUUGAAUUAUUUUAUCUCCUCCCGUGCCGCUGAGAGGAAGCUUUGUAUUCUGAUCACUCACCGAAUCCCUUUGUUCUGCUUAGAGAAAGGAGGAAAACAAACUGCCAUGGGAUUCCCGACCAGCUGUCUGCAGGACGUCUCUCCAGCCCGAUGGAUCCUGAAGGAAACUGGUGUGAUCAGAAUUCAGUACCAUCCACAUUGGAAUAAACAUGGAAUAUUGUAAAACCUACAUGAGCAGAUGAAAUAGAAGCAUUAAAUAUUUUUAUCUAUAUCCAAAAAGGAGCACAUUUUUAUAUUUACGAAACCAUUUAAGCUGGUUUGAAUAAAAAGAAAAGUUUCAGCACACCUGUAACCCCCUGGCCUCGGAGGGUGCCACCAGUAUCUAGCUAUGGAUUGCGUGUUUUGUUUAGAAAUCAGUAGCUUGGUUUUCUUACUUGAGCCAAUAUAUUUUCACUUAUUUAUUAUCAUAAAAAUUUACCAGUCUGAAUAGAUCCUGUAAAUAUUUGUGAAUAGAACACCUUUCAUGCCACUGCAGCCACUGGAAAGAAACAUUCUGUGGUGUCCUAGGAGCAUUAUAGGUAGGUUCUAAAGUUUUCUAGACUUUCCUGUCAAUUGUAAGUACUUGUGAUAUAUUCUACGCAGUGGAUGAAUGUUCUUUAAAUUUGUGUAAAUAAUUCUGCAAAGGUACCGAUGCUGUAAAGUCAAAACAGUUUUGUGGAACUGUGAUUUUUUUUU
Messenger RNA from Nothoprocta perdicaria, 6360 nucleotides. RefSeq names its product AT-rich interaction domain 2 (gene ARID2). The record is from RefSeq and is a predicted model, not a curated record. Gene Ontology annotation, biological process: regulation of DNA-templated transcription. Bases 50 to 5527 code for a protein of 1825 amino acids. Lineage: Eukaryota; Metazoa; Chordata; Aves; Tinamiformes; Tinamidae. The transcript is spliced from 21 exons. Gene Ontology annotation, molecular function: DNA binding. Gene Ontology annotation, cellular component: SWI/SNF superfamily-type complex.